Messenger RNA from Empidonax traillii (willow flycatcher), 2271 nucleotides. RefSeq names its product dynein axonemal intermediate chain 2 (gene DNAI2). Gene Ontology annotation, molecular function: dynein heavy chain binding; dynein light chain binding. Bases 205 to 2013 code for a protein of 602 amino acids. Gene Ontology annotation, cellular component: outer dynein arm. The record is from RefSeq and is a predicted model, not a curated record. Gene Ontology annotation, biological process: cilium movement; outer dynein arm assembly. Lineage: Eukaryota; Metazoa; Chordata; Aves; Passeriformes; Tyrannidae. The transcript is spliced from 13 exons.
UCCCUUGAAGGGUUCCCCAAGGACCUCACUCCCUCUCAGAGCUCUCCAUCCCUGAGGCUUACACAUCUUUCAGGGGCUCUCUUUUGGGACCCUCCCUCCCCAAGCCUCCCACUCCUUUUUGGAGUCUUCCCUGAGGCCCCCACUCCCUUUUGGGUCUCUCUGUCCCUCCCCAGCCUCCCCAUUCGUUCCCAAGUCCCCCCCAGCAUGGAGAUCAGGUUUGAGUACACUCGGAAGCGCAGUGACUUCGGGCGGCCCUGCAACUUCUCGGACCUCCUGGCCGAGGUGACCGUGGACAUCCCGCCGGACCCCAGCCUGGCCCAGGACUUCAUCCCCCAGGACCCCGUGGACUUCGCCCUGCAGCACGGGCCCGUCAUGGCCAUGCACGAGGUGAACACGGAGCGGGUGCAGGUGACAUCCCAGGGCGUCAACCACGUGGAGGGCGGGUGGCCCAAGCACGUCGACCCUCGGAACUCGGAACUGACCUCCCGCUACAGGGAGGAGGUGGAGAGGGAGGAGGUCUACACCAAUGCCAUCCUGCACCUCGGCACCCUGAUGGAGCACUGCAUCAGGCAGAACAAUGCCAUCGACAUCUACGAGGAAUAUUUUGCGGAGGAUGAGGAAGAAGAGGGGGUUGAGGAGCCUCCCUCUGCCAAAACCAUCAAUGUCCUCAGUGCCUCAAAGGUUAAUUUCAGCGUCAGGGGCUGUUGGGUUGUUUUGGGAGGCAGAUCCAGUAAGAGAAUUGGAUUUUUAGAAAGGGACCCAAACCCCGUCAAGAGGACGGCCACGCAUCUCUCCUGGCACCCCGACGCCAGCAAGGAGCUGGCCGUGGCUUACUGCAGCCUGGAGUUCCAGGACAGGAGGAGGGACAUCAGCUUUGAUUCCUACAUCUGGGAUAUGGAACACCCCUACAAGCCAGAGCUCACCCUCACGCUCUCGUCCCCUGUGGUGACCCUGGAAUACAACCCCAAAGACUGGCACCACCUGCUGGGAGGCUGCUACAACGGGCAGAUAGUGUACUGGGACACCAGGAAAGGGGGGCUGCCCAUGGAGGUGACCCCUGUGGAGCUCAGCCACAGGGACCCCGUGUAUGGAGCGAUCUGGCUGCCCUCCAGAACGGGCACCGAGUGCUUCUCAGCCUCCACAGACGGGCAGGUCCUGUGGUGGGACAUCCGCAAGCUGUCACAGCCCAGCGAGAGGCUGGUCUUGGACAUCACCCGGGAAGAUCAGCUGAAGAAUGCCCUGGGUGCCAUCUCCCUGGACUUUUCCAUGUCCAUGCCCACCAAGUUCCUGGUGGGCACAGAGCAGGGCAGCAUCAUCAACUGCAACCGCGACGCCAAGACCCCCCCCGAGAAAAUCGCCAACGUCUUCAAUGGCCACAUCGGGGCUGUUUAUGCCGUGGCCAGGAGCCCCUUCAACCCCAAAGUCUUCCUGUCGGUCGGUGACUGGACCGCUCGCAUCUGGUCAGAGGAGAACCUGGACGGGUCAUCAAUUAUGGAGACCAAGUGCCACGUUCCCUACCUGCUGGACGGGUGCUGGAGCCCCGUGAAGCCGGCCGUGUUCUUCACCGCCAAGUCGGACGGGACCCUGGACGUCUGGGACUUCCUCUUCCACCAGAGGGACCCUUCCCUCAGCCUCAAGGUGAGCAACGAUCCCCUCCUCAGCCUGCGCCCACAGGACAACGGGCGCAUCAUCGGCUGUGGCACCAAGCUGGGCACCGUCACCCUCCUGGAGAUCUCCCCGGGGCUCUGCACCCUCCGGAAGAACGAGAAGUCCCUGACCUCCACGAUGUUCGAGCGGGAGGCGCGGCGGGAGAAGGUCCUGCAGGACAAAAAGCGGGAGCUGCAGGUGCGGGCACAGCUCCUGGCCAAGGCCAAGAAGGAAGAGCAGGAGGAUCCCCAGGAGGUGUUCAAGCAGGCCCGUGCAGAUUUCUUCGGUGUCAUCAAGGCUGAGCGGCAGAGGAGGGGAGAUUCAGACUCCCUGCUUGGAGAGGGUCAAGAAGAGGAGGCUGCGUAGGAAUAGGAAGAGGAGGAGGAGGAGAAGGGGGAGGAUGCCAAGGUCAGUGCACUCCAGCUUCACCUUCCUCUCCCCUCUGUGCCAGAGCUGCUGCUCCAUGGCUCCUGCAGGGAUGAGUCUGCUGGCCCUGAGCUGGGCAGCACUUGUGGGCUCUGUGCCCCUGUGGGCUGGGCCUUGCACAGCCCCCUGACCCCCACAGCUGCUCCCUGGCCCUUGGCAUCCUGAUUUUCUUUGUGGUGAAUAAACCACUGCUUUCCA